Molecule: messenger RNA, 2367 nt
Organism: Physella acuta
Lineage: Eukaryota; Metazoa; Mollusca; Gastropoda; Physidae
Product: zinc finger protein 345
Biological process (GO): regulation of transcription by RNA polymerase II
Cellular component (GO): nucleus
Molecular function (GO): DNA-binding transcription factor activity, RNA polymerase II-specific
Source: RefSeq, a predicted model, not a curated record
UUACUCAAAAUUUGAUAGAAGGCAGAAAAUUAGAACUUUUACUUACAUGUUUCAUAUCUAAGAAGCUGUCCAGCAUGGAGGUGGAAACAGAUGUGUUAGCUGUAGUUUCAUCUACUGUAGAUGUACAGUCAAAUGAAUUGACAGAGUUUUCAUCUUCUGAAGACAUAAAAGCAGAAUUAUCAACAUUUUUUAAUUUCCAGGAUGUUAAACCUGACAUAACAUUUAAAACCCCCAAAGAUGUAAAACCUGAUGUUACACCAGAAAUGUCUUCUUCUGAAGACAUAAAAGCAGGAUUGUCAACAUUGUUUUAUUUCCAGGAUAUUAAACCUGACAUAACAUUUAAAGCCCCCAAAGAUGUAAAACCUGAUGUUACACCAGAAUUUUCUUCUUCUGAUGACAUAAAACCAGAAUUAUCAUUGUUUAAUUUCCAGGAUAUGAAACCUAAUAAGUCAUUUAAUACUUCCCAAUAUUUUAAACCUGAUAUUACAUUUUCAAUUGAGAAAAUUAUUGAGAAACCCGCUGCAUUAGCAGUAUUUUCAGCAUCUGAAAAUUUAAAACCAGAAUUAUCAACUACUGAAAAUUUAAAACAAGAUUUCGUAACAGAAUUUUUAUUUUUUGAGGAUAAACAACAACAUGGACUUGAAGAAAAUCUUCAGUUUUCUAGGGACAAAAAAAAUAAAUUUGUUUAUUGUCAUCAAAUACUUUCUCAUAGUUCUAAUAUUAAUAUUCAUGAAAAUGUUCAUUCUGCAGAUAAGCCAUAUGAAUGUGAUGUUUGUCAUAAAAGGUAUUCUCAAAGUUCUCAUUUAAAAACACAUAAAAAAGUUCAUUCAGGAGAAAGGCCUCAUGAAUGUGAUGUUUGUCAUAAAAACUUUAGUGCAAAGAAGGGUCUAUUACGACAUAAAAUUAUUCAUUCUGGAGAUAAACCAUAUGAAUGUGAUGUUUGCUUUAAAAGAUUUACAGAUAGUUCUAAUUUAAGAACACAUAAAAAGGUUCAUUCAGGAGAAAGGCCUCAUGAAUGUGAUGUUUGUCAUAAAAACUUUGUGGAUAUGAAGGAUCUAUUACGACAUAAAAUUGUUCAUUCUGAAGAUAAGCAAUAUGAAUGUGAUGUUUGCCAUAAAAGGUUUUCUCAAAGUUGUAAUUUAAGUCAACACAAAAAAGCUCAUUCAGGAGAUAGACAACAUGAAUGUGAUGUUUGUCAUAAAAAGUUUACUCACAGCUCAAAUUUAAGGACACAUAAAAAGGUUCAUUCAGGAGAUAGGCCACAUGAUUGUGAUGUUUGUCAUAAAAAUUUUAAGCAUAAGAAGGGUCUAUUAAGACAUAAAAUUAUUCAUUCUGGAGAUAAACCAUAUGAAUGUGACGUUUGUCUUAAUAGAUUUAAAGAUUGUUCUAAUUUAAGAGCACAUAAAAAGGUUCAUUCAGGAGAAAGGCCUCAUGAAUGUGAUGUUUGUCAUAAAAACUUUAGUUCUAAGAAGGGUCUAUUACGACAUAAAUUUAUUCAUUCCGAAGAUAAACCAUAUGAAUGUGAUGUUUGUCUGAAAAGAUUUACAAAUAGUUUUUAUUUAGGAAAACAUAAAAAGGUUCAUCCUGGAGAAAUGCCUCAUGAAUGUGAUGUUUGUCAUAAAAACUUUGUGGAUAUGAAGGAUCUAUUACAACAUAAAAUUGUUCAUUCUGAAGAUAAGCAAUAUGAAUGUGAUGUUUGCCAUAAAAGGUUUUCUCAAAGUUCUUAUUUAAAUCAACAUAAACAAGCUCAUUCAGGAGAUAGACAACAUGAAUGUGAUGUUUGUCAUAAAAAGUUUACUCACAGCUCAAAUUUAAGUACACAUAAAAAGGUUCAUUCAGGAGAAAGGCCACAUGAAUGUGAUGUUUGUCAUAAAAGGUUUUCUCAAAGUUCUCAUUUAAGAACACAUAAAAAGGUUCAUUCAGGAGAAAGGCCACAUUAAUGUGAUGUUUGUCAUAAAAGGUUUUCUCAAAGUUCUCAUUUAAGUACACAUAAAAAGGUUCAUUCAGGAGAAAGGCCACUUGAAUGUGAUGUUUGUCAUAAAAACUUUAAGUAUAAGAAGGGUCUAUUACGACAUAAAAUUAUUCAUUCCAGAGAUAAACCAUAUGAAUGAUAUGUUUGUCUUAAAAGAUUUACAGAUAGUUCUAAUUUAAGAGCACAUAAAAGGGUUUAUUGAGGAGAAAAGCCAUAUGAGUAAAAUGUUUGACAUCCAAGGUUUUCUCAAAUUUCUUGUUUAUCUUCACACAAAAAAAAUUAUUAAAGAGACAAGCCCUUUGAAUUUUUAUUUGUCACAAAAAGUUUACUCAGAAGAAUAAUUUGUUAUGACAUAAGUGUUCUAAGAGAUCGUUUAUAAAUGACGUCACACACGU